This is a messenger RNA of Colletotrichum karsti, 360 nucleotides long. RefSeq names its product putative cyclin-dependent kinase regulatory subunit. Gene Ontology annotation, cellular component: cyclin-dependent protein kinase holoenzyme complex; SCF ubiquitin ligase complex. Lineage: Eukaryota; Fungi; Ascomycota; Sordariomycetes; Glomerellales; Glomerellaceae. The record is from RefSeq and is a predicted model, not a curated record. Gene Ontology annotation, molecular function: histone binding; cyclin-dependent protein serine/threonine kinase activator activity; ubiquitin binding. The transcript is spliced from 3 exons. The coding region runs from base 1 to 360 and encodes 119 amino acids. Gene Ontology annotation, biological process: regulation of mitotic cell cycle.
AUGGAUAUCGACAUGAGCCGCCGCAACAAGGCCCCACGCCCUCUGUCCGACUCGGAGAGGGCUCGAUUGGACGAGUUCAUCGACUCAAUCCACUACUCGGCUCGAUACUCUGAUAGCGAAUUCGAGUACCGCCACGUACAGUUGCCCAAACCUAUGCUCAAGGCAAUCCCCAAAGAUUACCAUGAUGCAUCCCACGGAACACUGAAGCUACUCUGGGAAGAGGAAUGGCGCGCACUUGGCAUCACUCAGAGUUUGGGUUGGGAACAUUACGAGGUGCACGAGCCGGAGCCGCAUAUCUUGCUGUUCAAGUUGGUCUACCCUCCCCCUCUACUGACCGUUCUUGGAAGAGGUUUUCUCUAA